This is a messenger RNA of Phaedon cochleariae (mustard beetle), 2668 nucleotides long. NCBI's taxonomy places the organism in Eukaryota, Metazoa, Arthropoda, Insecta, Coleoptera, Chrysomelidae. The record is from the annotation of a GenBank genome assembly.
UAUGGAAAAUUAAAAAAUCUUGAGACUUCAACACUCUGUAGAACGAUAACGAUCGAAGCAUUUGCGGAUACAUAUUCAUAGGAGAUAAAGUUUCAUUUUGACCUGGAGAAUAAUAAAGUCUCCUAGAUUUUUAUACUGAAUUUUGAAACACCCUGUAUAUUAGAAUCAGAAAUAAAACUAAACAUCUCAGGACAAACAAAUUACAUACCAAACAGCCAUAAAUGUCUAUUAUAUCUGUUACCUAUCUUGCAAGUUAUUAUUCAUGGAGGGGUAUUACUACCCCCAUUACCUGCCCCUCGUAUCUACGCCCUUGCUUACGGCCACCGAUCUAUUUCGACGUUCUGCUGGCCGAACUACGACGGAGUGUCCUGCUGAUCUCAUCGAGAGCACCAAACACCAAAGUCAUCUGGCAACGCCGACUCAUUCGUAGCCGCCGCCCACCACCGUGAUCGAUCCGGCCGCCAGGUGGCGCUGCAGUAGGGCAGUUCGCAGGGUUGCUGCUCGCGAGGGUCUCCGAUCGUCCUGAGGCAGACUUUUUGGGGCAGAAGAAUGGGGAAAAGCCGAUGGCAGGGCGAUGGAGACGGUACGGCCGAGCGGGGGCAGUGAGUUUGUGCUAGUGCGGGCUCCGAAGGGCGGCACGCAGAUAGCCGCCCUCGAAAUAUGCCGUGAUGGCGAGAGAGGAAUCGCGCGGAAAGAGGCCUUUCAAGUUAUGGGACGGACGACGUAACGUGAGAAAAGGGCUGGUGGUGGGCGGCCUAGAAGAGCUGGUGCAGCGUGGGAGGGAUAAGUUGGGAGUGUCGGUGGGAGAGCCGGUGCGGCUGGUGUUGGAGAGCGACGGGACGCAAGUGGAGGACGCUGAAUACUUCCGGACGCUGCCUGCUAAUACGGUGCUGCUUCUGCUCAGACCUGGGGAGCGAUGGCUGCCGGCUGGGGUCGAUGUCAUCGCAGCAGUAGCAAUCUCGGCCAUCCCGAAAAUCGUGUGCGAAACCAUCCACGCUCUAGAACUGCAGGAUGAGACGCCGUCGUGGAAGAUCAUGGACAACAAGGGGCGUGUCACGGUCGUCCUCCAUUGGGACCAGCGGUCCGGCCCUUCCAGACCCUCCUCGGAAACCCCUUCGCCCGCUCCUGGCAAAUUCUCCCCCAGCAAACGACCCUCCAAAGAGACCGUCAUCAACGACGUGUACGCGAAGGGGGCCGCCCCGACGCGCUACGCCAGUCCCCAGAUCACUGUGAUAAACCACGAUGACGUCAAACCGCCCGCUCACCGACUGACGAAGCAGGGCAGCUCGCUGGAGGGCGGGACCAUUCACAUACACACGCCCGAGUGUGCCCACCAUGCUCACAUGCCCAGAGCGGGCAGCCCGCAGAGCAACGGCACGGUCGAGUGCGAUUUCCACUGUUGUGCUUUGCACGAGGAGGGACGGAAGAUCGCCGUGCACAAGAGCGUGGCAACGUCGCCCAUUCAGGAUGCGCAGCAAACGUCGCCGCAGCCGCCCUCUAGACACGUGCGUUUUUUAGACAUUGAAGGUGGCGGCCGUGGGGGGCAGUCCGAACACGAGAGCUCAGAAAGCGAAACUGAGAAUACCGUGAUGGAAGACGAGGCCGUCACCUCCGAGAAGUUCCUGCUGCUGAUCGACCAGCUGAGCGUGGAUCAGAAGCGUCAUCUGAGCAUCAAGGACAUCGGCAUCAUCUUGGAGCGACUCAACUCCAAGAUUUUGGACGUGGAGCGAUUGGACAGAGAGAGCGAGAGCGACGAUUGCUACAAUUGGACGAUCAAGGCGACCAUAAGGGGGGACGUUUUGCGGGAGUUGGGGGUGAUUUACAACGGGAAUUAUUACGCGAUUUCUGAGCACCCCGGGUACAAGGAGGAGAACGAGGGGGUGAUCGAAGAGGGGGAGGAGGAGGAAGAAGAAGAGGAGGAUCGGCUGUGAAUCGUCAAGCUACCGACUGCCAUUUGUCAAAAAGCACAAACCGGACUCUAGUUGUUAAAAUAGGCGGUACGAUUUUGCAGUUAUCAUGCGAUGGAUUUUUUUUCGAAAAUUUUUGUUUGUUGCCUACGUAUUUUUGAUGAUGAAAAUGUGAACAAACCACUAUCUAUCGAGAUAUUUCACGAAAUAUCUAGUUCGAUAUUUCAUCUUUUUUCGUGAAAUAUCUCGAUAUACCAGGUGUCCCAAAAUUUCUGGGACACAGAGCUACCACGUACCUAUGAUAGAGGUCAAAAUAAGUUGAUUGCACCCAAUUUAUCAAUAUACCUACCAAAAUGUACCGUUUGCCCGUGAGAAGAGUUCUAAGUGGGUGGAUUUCAAAUAUUUAUGUCGAAUUGACCUUUGCAUUGAUGAAGGUGGCCGUCAUAUUGAACAUUUAUUAUAAAGAAAGUUCUGCCUUCUUUUCAUUAUGAACUGAGUUUUGUAUUACAAUGUUAUAAAACUUGUACUGGAAAUCUGUUAGCAUUAUUGAAUAAAACAUUUUUUUUUCUUCGGAAAUAUGAGGAUUUCGGAGUUUUCACAAGAGUAAACAAAUGAAGAUGAAUGAUCUCUCUUCGAGUCCAAAGAAAUUGAGAAUCGUAUUACCAUCCUUGAGAAUGUUCUGAAAAAAAUGCCAGGGGGUGAGUGUAGUAUCAAUUCUUCUACAAUAUUUUUUCUAUGAAUAGGUACUUAAAGGAGCAAAA